ACUAAACUCAUUGAAUCAGAACAGCACUUGUCCAUCUCAAAGAGGAAAAAUUAUUUUUUGCUAUCCACCCCAGCUGGAAUUUAGACCAGACUUACAGGCUUUCUGCUCCUUCCUUCAGUGAAGAAGAGUCUCCAGGGUCCCUCUAGUGCAGGUCAAAGAAGUCCAGAAGUCUAGCUGAGUUCAGCUCUCUAGGGUCUCCCCAGCCAGUCUCCUGGGCCAAGAGCUGGCUUUGCAAGAAAACAUCCUACUAAAGCCCUGGGAAAAGAGACAAACGGUGAAGAGGAGAAUGAAAGAUUUCAGGAGGGAGCUCCUGUUUUAGCCCUGCCACCUACCUGGGGGCCCUCUGGCUACCAGUGUCCUUGGAGGGCCUCCUUGCUGCUUCUCCCACUAAGGAGCUCUGGAGCCUUAGGACCAUGGACACUCUCAACAGGAACCAAAUAGGCCCUGGAUGCAAGACCCAGACCAUGGUGCAGAAAGGACCCUUGGACCUGAUCGAGACAGGCAAAGGGCUGAAAGUGCAAACGGACAAACCCCACCUGGUGAGCCUGGGCAGUGGGCGACUCAGCACAGCCAUCACCCUCCUGCCGCUGGAGGAAGGGAGGACGGUGAUUGGCUCUGCAGCCAGAGACAUCUCACUACAGGGCCCAGGCCUGGCUCCAGAGCACUGCUACAUCGAGAACCUGCGGGGCACCCUCACCCUCUACCCCUGUGGCAAUGCCUGCACUAUUGAUGGUCUCCCUGUCCGGCAGCCUACCCGGCUCACUCAGGGCUGCAUGUUGUGCCUGGGUCAGUCCACCUUCCUUCGCUUUAACCACCCGGCUGAAGCCAAGUGGAUGAAAAGCAUGAUUCCAGCAGGGGGCCGAGCCCCUGGGCCCCCCUACAGCCCUGUUCCUGAAUCAGAAAGUCUGGUAAAUGGGAACCACACCCCACAGCCUGCAACACGGGGACCCUCGGCCUGUGCCAGCCACAGUUCCCUGGUGAGCUCUAUUGAGAAGGACCUGCAAGAGAUCAUGGACUCACUGGUGCUAGAGGAGCCUGGAGCUGCUGGCAAGAAGCCUGCCACAACCUCUCCACUGUCGCCAAUGGCUAAUGGUGGGCGCUACCUGCUGUCUCCCCCAACCAGCCCUGGUGCCAUGUCUGUGGGCUCCAGCUAUGAGAACACCUCUCCAGCCUUCUCUCCACUCUCUUCACCAGCCAGCAGUGGAAGCUGUGCCAGUCACUCACCCAGUGGGCAAGAGCCAGGACCUUCUGUGCCCCCACUGGUACCUGCCCGUUCCUCCAGCUACCAUCUGGCCCUGCAGCCCCCACAGUCCCGCCCAAGUGGUGCUCGCUCUGAGAGUCCUCGGCUGAGCAGGAAAGGGGGCCAUGAGAGGCCUCCCAGCCCUGGCCUCCGGGGUCUGCUAACAGACAGCCCUGCAGCUACUGUGUUGGCGGAGGCCCGGAGAGCCACUGAGAGCCCCCGGCUGGGUGGGCAGCUGCCUGUGGUGGCCAUCAGCCUGAGUGAAUACCCAGCUUCUGGUGCUCUCAGUCAACCCACCAGCAUUCCUGGCAGCCCUAAGUUCCAGCCUCCAGUCCCUGCUCCCCGAAACAAGAUUGGCACACUCCAGGACCGCCCUCCCAGCCCUUUCCGUGAGCCUCCAGGCAGUGAGCGGGUGCUAACAACUAGCCCCUCACGCCAACUGGUGGGCCGAACAUUUUCAGAUGGGUUAGCCACCCGUACCCUGCAGCCUCCUGAGAGUCCCCGCCUGGGCCGGCGGGGCCUGGACAGUAUGCGAGAACUACCCCCCUUAAGUCCAUCUCUGUCCCGGCGAGCCCUCUCCCCACUGCCCACCCGGACCACCCCAGAUCCCAAGCUAAGCAGGGAAGUGGCAGAGAGUCCUCGGUCCCGGCGCUGGGCAGCCCAUGGGGCUUCACCAGAGGACUUCUCCCUGACGCUGGGGGCACGGGGCCGUAGGACACGGAGCCCCUCACCCACACUGGGUGAGUCUCUGGCACCCCGCAAGGGCAGCUUCAGUGGCAGGCUGAGCCCAGCCUACAGUCUGGGCUCUCUUACUGGGGCUUCACCCUGCCAAAGUCCCUGUGUCCAGAGGAAGCUCUCCAGCGGGGACUUGCGGGUGCCUGUCACAAGGGAGCGGAAAAAUAGCAUCACAGAGAUCAGUGACAAUGAGGACGACCUCCUGGAGUACCACCGGCGACAGCGCCAAGAGCGGCUCCGGGAGCAGGAGAUGGAGAGGCUGGAACGCCAGCGCCUGGAGACCAUCCUGAACCUGUGUGCCGAAUACAGCCGGGCUGAUGGGGGAUCUGAGGCCGGGGAGCUCCCCAGCAUUGGGGAGGCCACCGUAGCAUUGGCACUGGCAGGCCGGAGGCCCUCACGAGGCCUUGCAGGGGCCUCUGGGCGGAGCAGCGAGGAGCCUGGAAUUGCCACCCAACGCCUGUGGGAGAGUAUGGAGCGCUCAGAUGAGGAAAAUCUCAAGGAGGAGUGCAGCAGCACUGAGAGCACCCAGCAGGAGCAUGAAGACACACCUAGCACCAAGCUCCAGGGAGAGGUGCUAGCCCUGGAAGAGGAGCGGGCUCAGGUGCUGGGGCGCGUGGAGCAGCUCAAGGUCCGUGUGAAGGAGCUAGAGCAGCAGCUGCAGGAGUCAGCCCGAGAGGCCGAAAUGGAGCGAGCACUGCUGCAGGGAGAGAGGGAGGCAGAGCGGGCACUGCUGCAGAAGGAGCAGAAGGCAGUGGAUCAACUGCAGGAGAAGCUGGUGGCCUUGGAGACAGGCAUCCAGAAGGAGAGGGACAAGGAGAGGGCGGAGCUGGCCGCGGGACGGAGGCACCUGGAGGCCCGCCAGGCGCUCUACGCCGAGCUCCAGACGCAGCUCGAUAACUGCCCCGAGUCAGUGCGGGAACAGUUACAGGAGCAGCUGAGAAGGGAGGCAGAGGCCCUGGAGACUGAGACAAAGCUCUUUGAGGACUUGGAGUUCCAGCAGUUGGAGCGGGAGAGCCGCGUGGAGGAGGAGCGUGAGCUGGCCGGUCAGGGGCUGCUCCGGAGCAAGGCUGAGCUGCUCCGCAGCAUCACCAAGAGGAAGGAGCGCCUGGCCGUCCUGGACAGUCAGGCUGGGCAGAUCCGGGCUCAGGCCGUGCAAGAGUCAGAACGCCUGGCCCGGGACAAGAAUGCCUCCUUACAGCUGCUGCAAAAGGAGAAGGAGAAACUGACUGUGCUGGAAAGGAGAUACCACUCACUCACGGGGGGCAGGCCUUUCCCGAAGACUACAUCGACCCUCAAAGAGAUGGAGAAGCUGCUGCUCCCUGCUGUAGACUUAGAGCAGUGGUACCAGGAGCUGAUGGCCGGGCUGGGGACUGGCCCCACUGCAGCCUCCCCUCACUCUUCUCCCCCGCCUCUGCCCGCCAAAGCUUCCCGUCAGCUGCAGGUUUACCGCUCCAAGAUGGAUGGCGAGGCCACUAGCCCCCUUCCCCGGACCCGCAGCGGCCCCCUCCCCUCCUCCUCUGGCUCUUCCUCCUCCUCCUCCCAGCUCAGCGUGGCUACCCUGGGGCGUAGCCCCUCCCCAAAGAGCGCUCUACUCACCCAGAAUGGCACGGGCAGCCUUCCUCGCAACCUGGCAGCCACGCUGCAGGACAUCGAGACCAAGCGCCAGCUAGCUCUGCAACAGAAGGGACAACAGGUGAUUGAAGAGCAACGGCGGCGACUGGCUGAGCUGAAGCAGAAAGCGGCAGCUGAGGCACAGUGCCAGUGGGAUGCCCUGCACGGGGCAGCCCCCUUCCCAGCGGGCCCCUCGGGCUUCCCCACUCUCAUGCACCACUCUAUCCUACACCACCUGCCUGCGGGGCGGGAGCGUGGGGAGGAGGGUGAGCACGCCUACGAUACACUGAGUCUGGAGAGCUCUGACAGCAUGGAGACCAGCAUCUCCACUGGGGGCAACUCGGCCUGCUCCCCUGACAACAUGUCCAGUGCGAGUGGUCUGGACAUGGGGAAGAUCGAGGAGAUGGAGAAGAUGCUGAAAGAGGCUCAUGCAGAGAAGAACCGGCUCAUGGAGUCGAGGGAGCGGGAGAUGGAGCUGCGGCGGCAGGCCCUGGAGGAGGAGCGGCGGAGGCGUGAGCAGGUAGAACGGAGGCUACAGAGUGAGAGUGCCCGGAGGCAGCAGCUGGUGGAGAAGGAGGUCAAGAUGCGGGAGAAACAAUUUUCCCAGGCACGACCCCUGACCCGCUACCUGCCAAUCCGGAAGGAGGACUUUGACCUGAAGACACAUAUUGAGUCAUCAGGCCAUGGUGUUGAUACCUGCCUGCACGUGGUGCUCAGCAGCAAGGUCUGCCGUGGCUACUUAGUCAAGAUGGGCGGCAAGAUUAAAUCAUGGAAGAAGCGCUGGUUUGUCUUCGACCGGCUCAAGCGCACCCUUUCCUAUUAUGUGGACAAGCAUGAGACGAAGCUGAAGGGAGUCAUCUAUUUCCAGGCCAUUGAGGAAGUGUACUACGACCACCUGCGCAGUGCAGCCAAGAAGAGGUUUUUCCGCUUCACUAUGGUGACUGAGAGCCCAAACCCAGCCCUCACCUUCUGCGUGAAGACCCAUGACCGGCUGUACUACAUGGUGGCCCCAUCUGCAGAGGCCAUGCGCAUCUGGAUGGAUGUCAUCGUCACAGGGGCUGAGGGCUACACUCAGUUCAUGAACUAACUGCUGUGGGCCUCCUGGCAGAGCACAACUGAGGCUUUUGUAUAAGAAGACUUUAAUAUUCUGUAAAGAGCUUGGUCCUGUGAGUUUCUGGGCUCUGGCCUCCUGAAGAACCAGCCAGAAGAAGAAAAGUGGAAGUGGCUUUGCUGCCUCCUGGGAGCCCAGAACUUGCAGUAACCCUUUAGGGUCCUGCCCCGGGCCCAGCCAGGGCUGAGGAGCUGUUACAGAGAGGGCCUCAGCUCCGACCUGACACCUGCUCUCCCCAGCCUGUUUUCUCUUUUCUAAAAGACAAAUUAUGGUACCAUAAGCUGCCAAAGAUCCCCUCCUGCCUCAGACCCCUUUGCCAGGGGCUUUGGGGGCUGAGCAGAACCACAUCCAGAGUGGGGUAAUAGCUCAGGCAGCCCACUUCCCACUUCUCAAACCCCACUCUGCCCCAUUGUUCUCCUUUCCCAUAUCCUUUGUAUCACCUUGCUCAAGGGCCAGAGAUCUCAAGUGUCAUCCUUGAGGUCCCAGGUCCAUCCCCUAGUUGCAGACCCAUCACCAUGGUUACCAUAGCGACUGCUUCAUUGCCAUGGUUACAUACUAAUUGCUGCAGCUCUGUGGCCCAGCCCACUGCUUCAGCUAUGGGCCAUCUGAGGGUACGUGCCAUCAUCUCUCCAGCCCAGGCCCCUGGGCAUCUCAUGCUAGGGGAAAGGGACUGAACACCUGUUCCCUGCCCCAUGCCUGUGUCUUCAGCCCUUAUGCACAGCCUGCCAGCCCCCCAGUCCAGCCCUCUCCCUUCCACUGGUGCCUUGCUUAGAGCCAGAAGGGAUGAAGCCGGGGGAUCUAGGGAACAGAGGAGGAGCAAUGCGGUUGGGAGGGGAAGCUAGAAAGGUUAUAGUUGAGUUCUGUACAGGGUCAAGUUUCCGACAGGGAAAGAGGAUUCCUCCGAUGCUCCUAGAGGGAAAGCCUGAGCAGGAGAUGAUGCAGCAGAGGGGAAGGGCCCUGUGGUGCCACUGCCCUUCCUUCAGCCUCCAAAGGGCGAUGGAAAUGGAGAGUGGAGGACCAGGCCUCCAGCUGUCCGGCCUCGCCCUUCACGCCUUAACACAAAGCCCGCCUCCCCUUCUCUCCUUCCCAGCAUUAAGCCCUUGGUUGCGUGGGCCCAGGCUGGGGGUUUUCAGUAUUUGUAAGCAUUUCAGCAGAACAAUAAAGCCUUUGGACUACGGAA
This is a messenger RNA of Mandrillus leucophaeus (drill), 5877 nucleotides long. It is a transcript of the gene PHLDB1, whose product is annotated as pleckstrin homology-like domain, family B, member 1. Gene Ontology annotation, molecular function: protein binding. NCBI's taxonomy places the organism in Eukaryota, Metazoa, Chordata, Mammalia, Primates, Cercopithecidae. The coding region runs from base 414 to 4673 and encodes 1419 amino acids. The record is from RefSeq and is a predicted model, not a curated record. The transcript is spliced from 25 exons. Gene Ontology annotation, biological process: regulation of microtubule cytoskeleton organization. Gene Ontology annotation, cellular component: basal cortex.